GAAUGCCGAGACCGUGGUGACAGUGCCCGCCUGGAACUUUCCGGCUCCAGCCUGGGUUCCAGAAGGCUUACUUCAUCCUGAAAGCACGGAACUCUCAGCCCAGCUCUCUGUUGGCCGCGGUUCGUGCCCCCGCCCCCAGCUACUCGGGGUUCUGUGCCUUCUGCGAAGAACUCGACCCCUGCUGAGGGCCGAAAAAGCCCGGGGAAAGAGUCGCGAUUUGGCUUGUAAGGAUUUGGUGCUAUGGAGAAAUUUUUGGUUGAGUACAAGAGUGCAGUGGAGAAGAAACUGGCAGAGUACAAAUGUAACACCAACACAGCAAUUGAACUAAAAUUAGUUCGUUUUCCUGAAGAUCUUGAGAAUGACAUUAGAACUUUCUUUCCUGAAUAUACCCAUCAACUCUUUGGGGAUGAUGAAACCGCUUUUGGUUACAAGGGUCUGAAGAUCCUGUUAUAUUAUAUUGCUGGUAGCCUGUCAACAAUGUUCCGUGUUGAAUAUGCAUCUAAAGUUGAUGAGAAUUUUGACUGUGUAGAGGCAGAUGACGUUGAGGGCAAAAUUAGACAAAUCAUCCCACCUGGAUUUUGUACAAACACGAAUGAUUUUCUCUCUUUGCUGGAAAAAGAAGUUGAUUUCAAGCCAUUUGGAACCUUACUCCAUACAUAUUCUGUUCUCAGUCCAACAGGAGGGGAAAACUUUACCUUUCAGAUAUACAAGGCUGACAUGACAUGUAGCGGCUUUCGAGAAUAUCAUGAAAGGCUUCAGACCUUUUUGAUGUGGUUUAUUGAAACUGCUAGCUUUAUUGACGUGGAUGAUGAAAGAUGGCACUACUUUCUAGUAUUUGAGAAGUAUAAUAAGGAUGGAGCUACGCUCUUUGCGACCGUAGGCUACAUGACAGUCUAUAAUUACUAUGUGUACCCAGACAAAACCCGGCCACGUGUAAGUCAGAUGCUGAUACUGACUCCAUUUCAAGGUCAAGGCCAUGGUGCUCAACUUCUUGAAACAGUUCAUAGAUACUACAUUGCAUCUCCUUCUGUUCUUGAUAUUACAGCGGAAGAUCCAUCCAAAAGCUAUGUGAAAUUAAGAGACUUUGUGCUUGUGAAGCUUUGUCAAGAUUUGCCCUGUUUUUCCCGUGAAAAGUUGAUGCAAGGAUUCAGUGAAGACAUGGCAAUAGAGGCACAACAGAAGUUCAAAAUAAAUAAGCAACAUGCUAGGCGGGUUUAUGAAAUUCUUCGACUACUGGUAACUGACAUGAGUGAUGCUGAACAAUACAGAAGCUAUAGACUGGACAUUAAAAGAAGACUAAUUAGUCCGUAUAAGAAAAAGCAGAGAGAUCUUGCUAAAAUGAGAAAAUGUCUCAGACCAGAAGAACUGACAAACCAGAUGAACCAAAUAGAAAUAAGCAUGCAACACGAACAGCUGGAAGAAAGCUUUCAGGAACUUGUGGAAGAUUACCGACGUGUUAUUGAACGCCUCGCUCAAGAGUAAAGAUGAUUUGGCUCUGUACAGGAAGUUUGCAAAUUUCUGUACAUUGUGUUGUGGAAAAUCUGAUGAUGACUUUAAUUUUAAAAUCUUGUAACAUUUACUUACAUUAAAAGUUAUCUAUCUUAUCUUUAGUUGAAUAUUUUCUUUUGGAGAGAUUGUAUAUUUUAAAAUACUGUUUAGAGUCUAUGAGCAUAUAUUACAUUUAAAAAAAAUAUAUAGCUUCUGAAAUACCACUGCAACUGCUUCCCUUCUUAACAGUAUAAUAAAUGCUUAGUUGUGAUAUGCUAAUGUGUGAUGAUAUGAUUCUUAAGUACUUACAAUAAACUUUUUGGUCUUGUUAAAAAAAACUUUAGGUUUUCACAUCGCAUAAUACCCUCUAGGUCCAUUCACGUUGUCACAAAUGGCUUUUAGGCUUUUAUUAUCAUUCCUCCUAUUUUUUGCUUCUAAGAUUUUACAUCUGGCACCUUUAAAACACACUUCUUUAAGGUCUUCCCUAGUAAACUUUUUUUCCUAUGUAAUUUCUCCAAAUAGGAAAUAUUCCUAGUAUAGAUUUGUUUUUAAAUAAACUCCUCUACUAACUGUUUGUUGGGGGUAGGAUGGGUGGGUAAGAGAGAAAGGAAACUAGAUAUAGCCUAAAGCCAAAAUGUUUGACAUCACAUAUUAACUGAAGAUAAUUUAAAAGUUAACAUAAAUGUAUAAAUAAAAUUUUGGGGAAAAAAGCAUAAAUGUUUUAUAAAUAAUGUAAAAUAAUAAGUCAGUUUAUAAAAAUCAAUUUAUACGCCAUUAUUGAAAUAUAUCUUGUGUAAAAUGAGGUGUAUAUGUGUUGUGAUUUGUUACAAGGUUCUGAAGAUGUUGAGGUCCAACAGGAAAAAACCCAAAAGCAAUGAUAAAUUGCUUACUGUAGUCUUAUUUUUAUUAGAGUAUAAAUAAAUUGCUUGAUAUGGAAUCAUUAAAAGCCUCAUGUUUAUAAUGUGUGCCAGUAAGUGAGGUAUUGUAUAACAUAAAAAAUGGGAUGUAAGUUGAACUUUUAAAAUCUGAUUUGUUCAGUGCUUAAGGCAAAAUCCCAACUUGGCUAAGCACUGUCUUGUCCUUAGAUCUGCUUUCCACCAGUAAAACCUGUCAAACCUAGGAGAAGCAAAGUAACUAGUACCCUCUGGACACACAGCAGCUGUGGUCAGCAGCAUACCAACAGCACUAAGCCAUCCCCUUUGAAUUAGGCUGUUGGAAAAGUUUUAGUCUCAUCUCAAAAGCUUAUAUAUGUAGAUGAAACUUGGAUUUCUGAAAGUAUAUAUGUACACAAUUUGUUCAGAUAGAAUGAACUAGUUCAGUUAAAAUCCUUUCUGAUAAUACAUGAAAGCAAUUUGCUUUCCAUCUAAAUUAGCUAAUUAAAAACUUCUCAUUCAAAAUUCACAUUCAAUACUUAGAGAUGAGCUCUAAGGGGUGGGCGGUCAGUACAAUCUAAACAAAUUAUCUUUCAACAUAUUUUUGAUGUAGAAACCAGAAAAAGCCAGUAGAAUACCACUUUCUGUACUUUUUUUUAAAGCAAUGUUCUAUGAUCCGUUUAUGGAUAAAAAUCUGCGUUAGCAUUAAUCUUUGGGACUUGAAAGGCUAUCCCUUCAUGGAUUUAGAAGGUUGAAAAUCUGAUAGAUCUGUACCUUGUAUAAUGUAAUUAAAUACAAGAAUGGGUGUGUAGACCAUGUAUGAACCCAACACAGCCACCUUCUAGGUCCUGGUGAUCACUUUCACCCUCCAAGAGUAGCCUUCACCCAUUUUAUCAUCCACAUACACAUCUGUAUUUACUUGUGGCCUUUACUUUUUUUCACUGACCUUCCCUCCCUCCAAUCACCCUUAAUUUUUUUCCUGUCCUCCAAACUGCAUUUUCUGUACAUGUAAGAAUAUUCUGAGCAUCAGUUUUUUCAUCUGUAAAAUGAGGUUGUACUAGAAUUAUCUCUGGGCUUCCUCCCUGUUCUAAGAUAACAUGUUUAUCCUUUUCAUAUCUUUUCUUCUCAUUCUAAAUGCUUUUAUACUAAAAUGUGAGUGUUGAUGUGGUAUACAUCUAAAAUAAAGCAGUUUUGUAAGUCAUUCAAAA
Ailuropoda melanoleuca (giant panda) is the source of this 3568-nucleotide messenger RNA. RefSeq names its product histone acetyltransferase 1 (gene HAT1). The coding region runs from base 241 to 1482 and encodes 413 amino acids. Lineage: Eukaryota; Metazoa; Chordata; Mammalia; Carnivora; Ursidae. Gene Ontology annotation, biological process: subtelomeric heterochromatin formation. Gene Ontology annotation, molecular function: histone acetyltransferase activity; histone binding. The record is from RefSeq and is a predicted model, not a curated record. Gene Ontology annotation, cellular component: nucleus. The transcript has 11 exons.